Molecule: messenger RNA, 1626 nt
Organism: Plectropomus leopardus (leopard coralgrouper)
Lineage: Eukaryota; Metazoa; Chordata; Actinopteri; Perciformes; Serranidae
Gene: mettl14
Product: methyltransferase 14, N6-adenosine-methyltransferase non-catalytic subunit
Biological process (GO): mRNA modification
Cellular component (GO): RNA N6-methyladenosine methyltransferase complex; nucleus
Molecular function (GO): mRNA binding
Source: RefSeq, a predicted model, not a curated record
GUAUGUAAAGAAUAAAAAAUUUAAUGCAACAGCGACAAAGGGUGUUGAAUAGUUAAAUACAAAACUUUACACCUGAAGAAAUGAACAGUCGACUGCAAGAGAUUCGCGAGCGACAGAAACUCCGGCGGCAGCUUUUAGCUCAACAGUUGGGAGCUGAAAGCGCAGACAGCAUCGGAGCUGUCCUAAAUAGUAAAGAUGAGCUAAAAGAGAUAGAGGAAACAAGAGAAAUAUGCAGGGCUUCAUUUGACAGUUCAGUCGUACCUUCCAAAAGGAAGGGACAGAUGGAGGGUGAGGACACAGAGGAAGAUGUGGAAGAACAAAAGGAUGAGGUGGAGGUGCAGCAGCCGGAUGAAAGCAACCCAUAUGAGGAGGUGUACAAGGACUCAAGUACUUUCCUCAAGGGAACCCAGAGUUUGAAUCCUCACAAUGACUACUGUCAGCACUUUGUCGACACAGGGCACAGGCCUCAAAACUUCAUUCGAGAUGUCGGCUUGGCUGACCGAUUUGAGGAAUACCCUAAGCUUCGAGAGCUGAUCAGACUAAAGGACGAGCUUAUCUCCUCCACCAACACCCCUCCCAUGUACCUCCAGGCUGAUCCCGAACACUUUGACCUGCAGGAUCUGAAGUGCAAGUUUGAUGUAAUUCUGCUCGAGCCGCCCUUAGAGGAAUACUACAGAGAAUCAGGCAUCAGCCACACUGAACGUUUCUGGACCUGGGAUGAUAUCAUGAAACUGGAAAUUGAGGAGAUAUCGGCUAUACGUUCCUUUGUGUUUCUCUGGUGUGGCUCUGGUGAAGGCCUGGAUUUGGGCAGAAUGUGUUUGAGGAAGUGGGGCUUUAGGCGGUGUGAGGAUAUCUGUUGGAUCAAGACCAACAAAAAUAACCCGGGAAAGACCAAGGCACUGGACCCGAAAGCAGUAUUUCAGAGGACCAAGGAACACUGCCUAAUGGGAAUCAAAGGAACAGUACGUAGGAGUACCGACGGCGACUUCAUCCAUGCAAAUGUGGACAUUGACUUAAUCAUCACUGAAGAGCCUGAAAUGGGAAAUGUAGAGAAGCCUGUGGAGAUCUUCCAUAUAAUUGAGCAUUUCUGUUUGGGCCGCAGGAGGUUACACCUGUUUGGACGAGACUCAACCAUCAGACCAGGCUGGCUGACUGUGGGUCCUACUUUGACAAACAGUAACUUUAACCCAGAGACCUACGCCUCGCAUUUUGUCAAUUCUCACCUAUCUGGCUGCACAGAAGAUAUAGAGAGGCUGCGGCCCAAAUCUCCCCCUACAAAACUGAAGUCAGACCGUGGUGGCGGAGCACCCAGAGGGGGACGUGGUGGGCCAAAUGCAGGAAGAGGUGGAGACAGAGGCCGUGAAAGAAACCGGCCAAAUUUCCGCGGGGACAGGGGAGGGUUCAGGGGCCGUGGAGGGCCACAUAGGGGCUUUCCACCUCGCUAGAUGAAAGAGCUCAUUCCAACCAGACUGAUACUAGGAAUCCCCAUCUGCCAAUUGUAUGGUUAGUAUGUAACAACUGAAAAGUUAGUGAUUGUGAUUCACCUUUUUGAAUCUUUUUCUUUUGUCUAUAUUUUUCCUGGUAAUUCAAUGAUUUCACUUCUCUAAUUAAACAUUCUUUUCACUA